This is a messenger RNA of Morone saxatilis (striped sea-bass), 2074 nucleotides long. It is a transcript of the gene vegfd, whose product is annotated as vascular endothelial growth factor D. The record is from RefSeq and is a predicted model, not a curated record. NCBI's taxonomy places the organism in Eukaryota, Metazoa, Chordata, Actinopteri, Moronidae. Gene Ontology annotation, molecular function: vascular endothelial growth factor receptor 3 binding; chemoattractant activity; growth factor activity. The transcript is spliced from 7 exons. Gene Ontology annotation, cellular component: membrane. Gene Ontology annotation, biological process: positive regulation of protein phosphorylation; positive regulation of angiogenesis; vascular endothelial growth factor signaling pathway.
AUCACUUGACAAACAAGCAUUAAAAAAGGAAGACAGGAACACACAAGCAAAUAAAAAGGCGAGCUUUGAGGCAGCAGGACCAGCAGCAGUGGGAGAGACAUAAGGGCAGACACCAAGACAGACAGCUUCUCAUAGCUUUUUCAGAGUUAGCACACAUCUUCUAGGAAGGAAUUGUGUCGCUACUCUUGCACCUCAGGGCCUUUUUAUACGGACUAACCACAGUAGGAUCUGGAGACAGAGGAAGUUUAACAUACAGAUAUUGUAAGCACUGAAAUUAGCAGUUAAAAGAAGCCAGAAGUCAGCCAGUCAGGAAGUGGGAUAAUAAAGAAGAACAACAUUUGAACACAGGAAUUUCUUUAGAUAAUCUAGCUAGGGCUCUGAAAUAUCCCACAGGCCUUCAAUCCAUUUGGACAAAAGAGAGCGUGCUGAUGAGACGUCUUCAAGGGGAGCUUGACUUUAAUUUUUUCUAAGGUAAUUUUCAGCUUCUAACUUCUAGUAGCCUCUGUAUUUAACUGAACACCUCAGGUUCUGCAUCAAAGCCUAAGAGGUGCAUGUUUUAAAGCCUCUUUAGCCUUCUCCAUUUGGCUCGUGGGUGUCUGGGUUGCUGUGACAGGUUACGUCUGGCUUAUACACACACACACACACACACACACACACACUCUACUGUGCAGCUGGAAGAUCAAGAGUCUGUGUUGCACAUACCUGCACUGAGAGGACUGAGUGUGUGUGGUCUGAGGGACUCAGCUGGUCUGGGAAACUGAGUCAGAAAAGCAGCCAGCUCUUAAGUGCUUCCUGCCAGCAUAAAAAGGAGUAAAAGUCCAUACUUCUGAGUGCCUCUCUGAGAAAGCAAGCAGAGCCAAGGGAUAAUGAUGAAGAUGAAACGGACUCUGUGCAGAAUCUCCUGUUUGGUGACUCUGGUGGUGGAGCUGAGCUGGAUAAACGUGGGCCACAGCGUGCACAGGGAGAGAGGAAGCAGGGUAAUGAAGCAGUGGGAAAGAAAGGUGCGGUCAGCCUCCAGCCUGGAUGAGCUGCUGAGGCUCACAGACUUUCCUGACUGGAAGUUAUGGAAGUGUCGUCUGAGACUGCAGCAGCCAGAGAACCUCUCUUCUCCACCUUCAGUAGGCUCACACCGCUCCACACGCUACGCUGCCGAAUCUUACAGCCUGGAAAUACUUAAAGCCAUUGAUGAAGAGUGGCAGCGGACCCAGUGCAUGCCAAGGGAAACGUGUGUUGACGUGGCUAAGGAGCUGGGCACCGACCCCUCAAUGUUCUUCAAGCCACCUUGUGUGUCCAUCCACAGGUGCAGUGGCUGCUGCAACCAAGAGGGUGUCACCUGCAGAAACACAACUACUGUAUACGUGAAUAAAACUGUGAUUAGUGUCAUUCCAUUCAAGUUUGUACCAGAGCCUGUGCUAAUAAAAGUAGCUAAUCAUACAGAGUGCAGUUGCAUGGAGCCUGCCAUAAUACGCCGUAAUGCUCAACCUCACGGGAGCAGCGGUCUCAGCUUACAAGAUGAGAAGAAAUGUAUGUCUUUGUGACUCUAAUGCGCCAUUAUUAUUUCCUGCUUAGAUUUUCCACUCAGUUCAUGGAUGCCAGACUGUGAGAUAGACGUGGAGCGGUGUGACUGUCUACCUAGACCUGCACCGACUCUCCAGCCAAGACCAAUCCAUCGCUGUCAACUCAACUCUUCUAUCUGUGCCCAUAAGCAUCAACGUUUCGAUCAAGCUUCCUGCAGAUGCAAAUGGCCCAAGUAGAAGUCCACUGGGGGAAUAAAUUACGACAACCUGCUCGCCAAGGAUGUUUGGAGGCAGAGAAAAAAGGCUCAUAAUUUAUUUACAGUCCUAUUUAUGCUGAUCACUUUAACUAAUUAAGAUGAUAUUAACUCCUUUGACCAUGUUAACUGAUUUUUUAACAUGCUUACCUUAUGUUCCAAUCAAUGUGUAAAGUUUAUAAUUUGUACAUUUGUUCUGUUGUGCACUGAACAUGUAGUAUAUAUUAAAAGAAUAUUUUUAUAAUUUUAACUUGCUUUCAGUUUAUGGAUUACUGCUUAACUUGUGAUGGACAUUUCACUCUU